AACCACACUAUUCCCACAAGCCUCUCUAUUAUCAGCACAAGUCUCUCCAAACCACCACCUUCCAUCUCCCAUCAAAAAAAUGGCAACCUCGGCUGCAAUCUCAGGCACCAUGAUCAGCACAUCCUUCCUCCGAAACCGACCGGUGACGAGCCUCCGGUCGCUUCCUAAUGUGGGUCAGUCUCUGUUUGGAGUCAAGACAGGGCGUGGGGCCAGGAUAACAGCCAUGGCUACAUACAAAGUGAAGCUCAUAACUCCGGAGGGACCACAAGAAUUUGAGUGCCCUGAUGAUGUGUACAUUCUGGACCAUGCCGAGGAGGUCGGAAUUGAUUUGCCGUACUCGUGCAGGGCCGGUUCAUGCUCGUCGUGUGCCGGGAAGGUGGUGGGAGGGAAGGUUGAUCAGUCGGAUGGAAGUUUUCUUGAUGAUGAUCAGAUGGAUGGGGGGUGGGUUCUCACCUGUGUUGCUUAUCCUCAAUCUGAUGUUGUCAUUGAGACACACAAGGAAGAGGAGCUCACUGCUUAGUUUACUUCUUCUCGAUGUACUCUGUGUCUCUCUCAUGAUUGUUAUGCUUUGAGUAAUUUAAUUUUGCCUUGGUUUCUUUUACAUUCCCCUUAAGGGAAAUGAUUGUAAGCUUCAAUAACUUGCUGGUGGUUGCAAACGCAAUACAUUUGCAAUUUAUGUCUAAAUUUUUUGUUUAUUUGAUGAAUGUAUAAUACAAGUUGAUUUUGAUAA
This is a messenger RNA of Camellia sinensis, 730 nucleotides long. Its product is annotated as ferredoxin. Gene Ontology annotation, molecular function: 2 iron, 2 sulfur cluster binding; electron transfer activity. Lineage: Eukaryota; Viridiplantae; Streptophyta; Magnoliopsida; Ericales; Theaceae. Gene Ontology annotation, biological process: electron transport chain. Gene Ontology annotation, cellular component: chloroplast stroma. The record is from RefSeq and is a predicted model, not a curated record.